Tachysurus fulvidraco (yellow catfish) is the source of this 4966-nucleotide messenger RNA. RefSeq names its product collagen, type XVII, alpha 1b (gene col17a1b). The coding region runs from base 275 to 4792 and encodes 1505 amino acids. Lineage: Eukaryota; Metazoa; Chordata; Actinopteri; Siluriformes; Bagridae. The record is from RefSeq and is a predicted model, not a curated record. The transcript has 55 exons.
UGCCAGCCUGUGUGUGUGCCUGCCAAACACCUGGGAGUGGUUCAGGGUAAAACCCAGCCCAGGACGCUUGCAGAGGCUUGUUAGAGAAAGUGGGAAGAAGUUUAAAAAAAGUUCUGGAUGGAACAAAGAUAAAUACUUGAUAUCUGUGUGGCAGGAGUGAACUUCACACAAAACCCUACCACCAACUCCUAUCUGGUCUUCUCAAGGAACAUUUUACAUUUAUUUGUGCAAAAUCAAAACUUUCUCCUGAGUUUCACUUGGACUUCAGCAUGGAAUGGAUUUCUUAACAAGGCAAACAGAAGAUUCACGAGGAAGUCCAGGAGACAGAGUUAUAACUGAAACCAUAUCAACAACCAGACUCACAUCAUUACCACCAAAGGGCUUCAGUGGAUCUAGCAGUAAGAGUAUGAGUAACAGCUCUUGGGGAAGCAGCUUUGAGAAGAAUAUUCUAAACCACAAUAGUAGCACCAAUUCCUACUUGCCUUCCUCCUCAGUUAGUGUAAAUGCUGGGGGAUCAGGGUUAGACUAUGCCCUGUUACUGGGAGAUGACUACACUGGGAGCAGCAGGAGUGGAGGAGGACGCGGAGGCAGUACAGGAAUUGAAAGUGUUUCUGGAAAAGAGUCUGGGUUGAAGAGCAGGUCCAGCUCAUCGGGCUUGAGAAGGACACAAGGUUCAUCCUCCUCUAUUAACCACUCUCCCAUUUUAUUGGAGAGAAAAACUACCCUCAGUCACUCAGGGGGUUAUGAUGGAAGUUCAAGCGCCAAUUCAUCACCAGAGCUCACGAGGAAGGACUAUGGCUCAUCUAGAGGAAGAUCCCAAAACAGAGAGAGUGAGAUCAGGGUCAGAUUACAGAGUGCAUCUCCAUCAACCAAAUGGACAGAGCUGGAAGAUGUGAAGAAAUUAGUGAAGAGUGGACGAUCGUCAAGUGUCAGCCCCACUCGCUCCACAGCCUCGUCCACUCUGCCUGUUCCACGCAAAGCUAAAGUCGAGACCAAAAUCAUCAAACAAGGCAGUCAAACUGCCUCAGGGCAGUAUGACACCACUAUUCUGGACUCAGCACUUCCAUCGUAUACAUGGACCAGCUCCACACUGCCCUCUAAUGCUUCUGGCAACUCUGCGUUUGCUUAUCAAAGUAGCACCAAUAACAUGUCACCAGGAUCUUCUCUUUUAAACACCACUUCGCCAUCCUCUCUAUCAGUGUACGGUUUCCAGAAUAAUCUUGCCACACCAUCUGGUACACUUCUCACAUCGAAUACAGUUAACACACAUUCAGGAUACGGUGUGCAGAAAAACAUUUCUCAGAGUAUUGGUAGCUCUGGCGUUGUUAGUACAGGAGUUUCUACUUCUACAGACACAACUACACACUCCGUUAAAGAUGACAUGCGACGAAAAUAUAUUAUACUUGAGAAGGAGAAUGUUCCUUCAAAAAAAGAGACAGAAGUGCUUGUUCUGUCAAAGGACAGCGGGAAGCAGUUCUCCAGCACAUCGUAUGGAAAAGGAGGGUCUGUUUCGGACAUCUCACUGAAGAAGGAGGCUGUAGCAAGCAGCUACCCUGAGACAUCUCCUGUCAAAUUAAGUUCAAGCUCCUACUAUGGAUCUUCAUCAGCCCCUACUAAAGAUAAGGCUACAUAUGCAGAGAUCUAUAAGGAGAAGAAUGGUGGAAAAGGAGGAGGCGGUUGUUUUGACUGUGGUCCGAGCUGCUGCUCCUGGUGGAAGUGGCUGCUUGGACUGCUGCUUAGUCUUCUGCUGCUCCUCGGCCUUCUUUUUGGACUUAUCGCUCUCGCUGAGGACAUGAGAAAGAUGAAAGAGCGUGUAGAUGCUCUUCAGAACCUGGUUCAAGGCAGGUUCAAGGCUCAAACUAAUCGCCUGACUGGACAGAACAUUCACAAUCAAAGGUCAGCAUAUAUGGACAUGGAAAACGAUCUGGCUACUUCUGAUAACACAGUGAACUUGGGAGCUGCUACUUCCUCAGACUCGGCAUCCCUGAGAACAAUACAGAACCUUCUACAAACCGAGCUGCAGUCUGAGACUUUCCGAGCUAGCCUUGCUUCCACACUCAAAGGAGAAAGAGGACUGGCAGGGCCUAAAGGUGAAACUGGAGCUCAAGGACCCAAAGGGGAUAGCGGUUUCCCAGGUAUACCAGGUUCUCCAGGGGCAAUAGGACACCCAGGACCUGAAGGACCAAAAGGACAAAAGGGAAGUGCAGGCGAGCAUGGUGGAGAGGGGCCACCAGGAAUCAGGGGCCGAGAUGGAUUACCAGGGCAGCGAGGAGAGCCAGGACCUGCAGGUGCUGGAGAAAAGGGUGAAAGAGGCUCUUCUGGAGAACCAGGCGCUCGUGGCUUUCCAGGUUCACCUGGUCCACCGGGUCCAAAAGGUUCAGCAGGUCUUAAUGGUUUGAUGGGUGCUGCAGGUGAACCUGGUUCACAAGGUUUCAGAGGAGAAGCAGGACCUGCAGGACCUAAAGGGGACAGAGGACCUCAAGGACAACAAGGAAUUAAGGGUGAUCACGGUGAAAAGGGAGAUCCUGGUGUGCCAGGUUUCCCAGGGGCUCCAGGAAAACCAGGAACUAAUGGUGAGAAAGGAUCCAGAGGAUCGACAGGGACUUCAGGUGCAGAUGGUGAAAAGGGCCAAAGAGGUGACCAAGGUCCAAUUGGGAUGCCAGGAAUCAGAGGCCCAGCUGGACCACCUGGUGAUGCUGGAUCUCAAGGACCACCAGGACUUCAAGGACCUCCAGGCAUUGCAGGACUUCCUGGACAGCCUGGAGUUAAAGGUGAAAAUGGUGAACCUGGCAGAGUAAUCAAUGCAGCUGGCUACAGCUCUGUGGCAAUUCCUGGACCUCCAGGGCCAGCUGGACCACCUGGACCUGCUGGACCUCCAGGGCUGUCAGGCCCUGUUGGUCCUGCUGGAAUUCCUGGACAAGCAGGUCCUAAAGGUGAAAAGGGUGAUCAAGGAGAGGCUGGGAUCACAGUGGAAAGAACAGAGACCUCGGUUAGAGGAGAAAGAACCUAUGGUUCAUUAGAUGCUACUCAAGUUAUUCAGGGACCACCUGGACCACCUGGUCCCCCUGGACCUCCUGGAGCUCCAGGAUAUGGCACACCUGGCCCGAGAGGAGAGAAAGGAGUGAAGGGAGAGCAAGGGAGUUUUGUGCCCAACUCAGGAACAUUUUUUGCUGGACCACCAGGACCACCUGGACCUUCAGGUCCUAAAGGAGACACAGGACCUCAAGGACCUAGAGGAUAUCAAGGUGAUCCCGGGCAGCCUGGCCUACCUGGAAGGCCAGGGGGAUCAGAAAUCAGAAACUCUGGAGUUCAAGGACCACCUGGGCCACCUGGACCUCAAGGGCUGCCAGGUCAACAGGGCCCUAAAGGGGACAGUGGCAUUCCCGGUGCCCCAGGGAUCCCAGGAACAUCAAGAGGAUCCGGUUCUGUCGGGGUUUCAGGGCAGCCUGGGCCCCCAGGGCCUCCAGGACCACCUGGAUCUCCUGGACACUCCAUAUCUACAACAGAUUAUCGACGUUACAUUAUUGACUUCAUGCAGAGUGACAGCAUGAGGCAGCAUUUAUCUAGUAUCCAGGGCCCACCUGGUCCUCCUGGGGCCUCAGUGUCUGUUGAGGAUGUGGCAUCUCGGGUUAUUGCAUACAUUCAGCGCUCUGGAUUGACUGGAUCCCCUGGUCCUCCGGGUCCUGCUGGCUCUGUAUCUGUUAGUGAUAUCAUUGCAUUAUUACAAAGAGAUGAUGUUAGGCGGUAUGUAACUGGCCCUCCAGGACCACCUGGCCCUUCAGGAAGUAUAAAUCUGGGCAACUUUGACACACAGGAAGUGGCAAACUACGUUCUGAGAUUAAUGAGUGAUCGAGGGUUGACAAGUAGAUCUGGACUUCCUGGUCCUCCUGGACCACCUGGUCCACCUGGCCAGCCAGGCUCCACCUACAGUGACAUCACUGCUUUGAUUGAGAGGUCAGGUCUUAGAGCAGGUCUUCAAGGUCCCCCUGGUCCUCCAGGAAGACAAGGCCUACCUGGUCCAGUUGGUCCCCCUGGAGCCCCCGGCUCUUCAAGUUCAGGAUACAGAUUUGAAGACAUCCAGGCCUACAUACAAAAUUCUGGCUUACGGGGUGCCCAGGGUCCACCUGGCCCCCCGGGACCUCAAGGGCCCGCGGGAGACUCUAGGGCACUUGACAGAGCCAGUCAGAGAGCAAACAUUCGUGCUGAGCUUCAGGAGUAUCUCAGUAGUGAUGCUAUGCGGCGUUAUAGCUCAAUUCUUCCUGGACCUCCUGGUCCUCCAGGACCCCGUGGUGAAAAAGGGGACCGUGGUGAAUCUGGGUACAGUGCAGGCGGUGGCUACUACUAUUCUCCUGACCGUAAUGGAGUCAGGUUGGCUGAAACAGACUACUCCAAUGUUGCUCAGAAAGUCACUGACUACAUUCGAAGCCAGGGUGUACUGCAGGAAAUGAAUGACAAUUAUUGGCAAUCUCAUUUCCAUGGAAUUCAAGGUCCUCCUGGUCCUGCUGGUCCACCUGGUCAGCCUGGAUACAGCCGUGUUUUUUCUACCUAUGGAAAUAUCACUGCAGAUCUCAUGGAUUUCUUCAGAACACACGGUACUAUUCCCGGGCCACCUGGUAGGCAAGGACAUAAAGGAGAAAUAGGAUACCCUGGGCCCAAAGGAGAAAAAGGGGAGAUGGGAAGACAAGGAACACCUGGUGUUCAGGGACCAAGAGGUCCAGAGGGGCCAAGGGGUCAAAAGGGUGAGAAAGGUGAAAUCCAGAUUGGUCGCCGCAGAAGGAGUCUUGGUGUGUAAAGGCUUAUAUUUCUGUUUUGGUCAUGAACAUUCUCUUCUUGGUGGCUUUUGGCUAUAUAAUGAAGCAAUUUAGAAAGGGACAGCAUGUGACAUGCAUCUAUUCUAUUAUCAUGCAUCUAACUCUAUUCAAUAUACGUGAUCUAACUUUCAGAACAGUGUUUAAUCCAUAUUACC